Messenger RNA from Linderina pennispora, 1875 nucleotides. Its product is annotated as terpene synthase. The transcript has 7 exons. The coding region runs from base 1 to 1875 and encodes 624 amino acids. Gene Ontology annotation, biological process: triterpenoid biosynthetic process; ergosterol biosynthetic process. Gene Ontology annotation, cellular component: lipid droplet. Lineage: Eukaryota; Fungi; Kickxellomycota; Kickxellomycetes; Kickxellales; Kickxellaceae. The record is from RefSeq and is a predicted model, not a curated record. Gene Ontology annotation, molecular function: lanosterol synthase activity.
AUGUCGGAGCAAACGUACUUUACAGACGCGGGCCUGGCCAGCGAGUUCCGCACGGACCUGACAAAGUGGCGACUGGAUGUCGACAAUGGGCGGCAGGUGUGGACAUACCUCAGCGACGAAGACGCCGAGAAGCGGCCGCAGAGCUUUCUGGAGAAGUACUGGCUGGGCCUGGCCGUCGAUAUGCCCGAGCUGCCACACGCGCGGCGGCCAUCCGAGGCGAUCAAGAACGGCUGGGAGUUCUUCAAGCGCCUGCAGACCGACGACGGGCACUGGGGCGGCAACUACGACGGGCCGCUGUUUGUCACGUGCGGACUGGUAAUCGCCUCGUACAUCUGCGGCCUGACAAUCGGCGAGAACCAGAAGCGCGAGAUGUGCCGGUACCUGCUGAACCGGGCGAAUGCAGGACGGCGGCUGGGGGCUGCACACCGAGGGCAAGACCAUGCGGCGCUGGUGCAGGCGCGCGCGCGGCUGCAUGAGCUGGGCGGGGCGUGUGCGAUCCCGUCGUGGGGCAAGUUCUGGCUGAGCGCACUGGGCGUUUACGAGUGGGAGGGCAUGAACCCGCUGCCGCCCGAGCCCCUGCUGCUGCCGUCGGUGCUGCCGCUGAACCCGGGCAACUGGUGGGUGCAUACGCGCGCGGUCUUUGUAGCGAUGUGCUACACAUACAGCCUGAAGCGCUCUAUGCCCCUGAAUGACCUGACGCGGUCGCUGCGCCAGGAGCUCUAUGACCAGCCGUACGAGCAGAUCGACUGGCGGGCGCAGCGCGACAACGUCAGCUCCGCCGACCGGUAUGUGCCGAAUACGCUGCUGCUUCGAGUCUUCAACCGCGCGUUGGGCGUCUACGAGGACUGGAAGCCGCAGUUCCUGCGCCGCAUGGCCAUGAGGGAGGCCCUGUUCCAGAUCGAAAUGGAGCUGAAAAACACACACUUUUUGUGCAUCGCGCCGGUGAACUUUGCGGCCAACCUGCUGGCCAUCCACUAUGCGCACGGCAACGACAGCCACUGGAUGCGUGGCAUGCGCGAGCGCAUCCCUGACGUGCUGUGGAUGUGCCGCGAGGGCCUGGCGGCCAGCGGCACCAACGGGUCGCAGCUGUGGGAUACGGCGUUCAUGGAGAACCGCGAGCACAUGCUGCGUGCGCUGCAGUUCCUGGAGAGCUCGCAGAUCCGCCAGGACCCGGAGCUGAUGGGGCGCACGUACCGGCAGGCGACCAAGGGCGCGUGGCCGUUCAGCACGCGCGACCAGGCGUACACUGCCACCGUGAUGCUGCAGCAGGGGAGCUUUUUGCCAAAGCUGGUCUCGGAGGAGCGCCUGUACGAGGCGGUGGACCUGCUGCUGGGCAUGCAGAACUGGGGCGGCGGCUUUGCGUCGUACGAGCGCGUCUUUGGCAACAUCAUGGUGGAGUACACGUACCCGGAAUGCACCACGUCGGUGGUGCUGGCGCUGACCACGUUCCGCAAGCAGUACCCGGACUACAAGCCGCACAAGAUCCAGAAAUGCAUUGACAGCGCCACCAAGUGGGUGGUCAAUAGCCAGCGCCCCGACGGCUCGUGGUAUGGCUCGUGGGGCGUGUGCUUCACGUACGCCGCCAUGUUUGCGCUGCAGAGCCUUGGCGGCAUGAAGGGAUGUGCGUUCCUGGUCGACCGCCAGAACGAGGAUGGCGGCUGGGGCGAGGCGUUCGAGAGCUGUCUGCAGCACAAAAAGGGCGUUAUCUUCUUGAUGAAGCGCCAGCAGCCCAACGGCGAGUGGCUGCAGGACGCGACUGAGGGCGUCUUCAACCACUCGUGCGGCAUCCGCUACCCGAACUACAAGUUCGUCUUCCCCAUCUGGGCUUUGGGCCGCUAUGUCGAGCUCUACGGCGACCUGCCGCUUAUCGAGUAG